This is a messenger RNA of Eufriesea mexicana, 5837 nucleotides long. RefSeq names its product transcription factor CP2 like gemini (gene gem). Gene Ontology annotation, cellular component: nucleus. The coding region runs from base 3094 to 5301 and encodes 735 amino acids. Gene Ontology annotation, biological process: regulation of transcription by RNA polymerase II. The record is from RefSeq and is a predicted model, not a curated record. Lineage: Eukaryota; Metazoa; Arthropoda; Insecta; Hymenoptera; Apidae. Gene Ontology annotation, molecular function: DNA-binding transcription activator activity, RNA polymerase II-specific; RNA polymerase II cis-regulatory region sequence-specific DNA binding. The transcript has 13 exons.
GACAAGGUCGCGAAGCAAUUCGUGGACGGUGGUCGUUGAUCUCGCGGGAUCAGUGGAAACGUGGUCGAAAGUCUCCUCCUCGGCAGGGUUCCUUUCCGCGGUCGCGGAGUGGUCGGACAUGACGUGCGAGUGUCGUUGAUACGAAGAUACCCUCGUAGUUCUGCGGAGCUUUCCUGUACAAGACACGCACACGGUUUAAUUUGCGUGGAAGCGAGUAGCGCGUAUAACAAUGACCUCGCGGAUUAACUUCAAUCAACGAAACUUCAGACGUCUAACCCCGUUGAGCUGUGGCCAGCUUUGCUGAACGGAUGUACGUGCAAAGAUGCGGAGAACAGUGGAAGAUGCUUGGGAGAAAAUGAUGGUACAGGGAAUUAGGAAGCACGACGAUUUGUUGCUCAGUCGACGAACAGGAUGAGUGGCGCUUCUUCGUAACUUGGCUCGUGUCUUUGCCGCGGAAUGCUGCUACUAUCGGUUCUGCUUCUGCGAUAUUAAUUUGUCUCGUCGAUUUUCUGGGACGAAGCUUUACGAACGACAACCUGAAAAUUUAAGGAUUGCUGUCACAGAGCAGUCUGUGGAAGUUCGUACAACGAAAUGGAAAGACUAUGAUAAAUCGUCUUCGUCUAAUCCUCCAGAAUCUCUGUUCAAAUACACUUUCGCGUAGCUGCAAGAAGCUCUAGUAACGACGAGCAGUUGUUCCACGUCCUUCGUUGCACCGGCUGGCACGUGGCUCUAAUAACGUCAACCGGAACUCCAUCGAAAUCCUCUUUCACGUUUCUCGCUUGUCCGGCUGUGUUCCAGUCGAAAACAAAGGGAAAAGCAAAGAAAAAAUACUUCCUUUCGAUUCUUGCGAUCUCGUUGGAAGCUUAGCAACGAAAACAUACUUCGCCAAGUUAGAGAUAACGUCUCGGAAAAUAAUUAAUCCACGUGGCAAACAGGCAUCUUUUACGACGCAACUGCUCGCGAAGUCGAACUGCUCGUAAGCGUAGAAAAUCGUCGUCUCGAAUAAGCACAGAGACGCGAGCGAAACUAUAUAUCACCGUGGAUCAGCCAGUUUGACCCAGGGUUACUCGGUUCCGAAAAAGUUCGACGACAUUUGGUCGGUGGUUGGAUAAGCGGGACAGGUCAGGUAUUAAUCGAAAUUCGAAUUCGCUACGUGACCAAAUGCGGCACGAUUUUACAAGGUAAAGCAAGUCACAUUUUGCUCAUCAACACUGAGUGGUUCCAAUUGACGGUCGGGUCGACCCUCCAGCGUAGACACUAUUGGUCAGCCUUUUAAUACCGGCGGUCGCGAUUGGAUCAGAUACCCAGAUCGUUCUUAGACAGAAGACAUCGCCGGAGCAUUCGGUUCAAAACUUUUAACGUCGUCAGUGUCGCGUAAUUUGCUGUCCGUCGUCGUCGUUCGCAAGGGUAGAGAUCCAACAGACAUUCGCCCGUCCAGUUUGUCUCAGUUGGUUUAAGUCGGUCAACGGUAGCACCGAGCUCAUAAAGAUAAUCAAGCAGAACAAUACAAAGGAAGCAAUUGUAUCAGGAAGUCGGGAGGCAUUUGGUCCGCUGUGCGACUGGUUCGUCGAAGGAAGAUUGGCCUUGCCGAAAGUUCCCUCUUCUCAUCGUUAGCCUGAAAACUGGAGGAAGUGAUCGAGUACAGCCGGUUUAUUUGACAACGCGCGAUAAAAGUAUACCUCGAAUAGCGUGCCAAGUCUCGAUUACCAGUUGAAUGGCUCAGAUUUACUGGCUGCUGCUCUUCGAAAGAUCUUGAUCUCGAUUUAUCGCCGAGAAAUAUCGAGGAGAGAGACUACUCGGUCGACUCCCGAAGGGAGCUUCGUGUAUUCGGUAUCCGGCCAAGAGGACAUUUCUGGCUGACUUUUCCCAAAGAUUCGUCGCUUCCUCGCGCGGAAAGGACUUUGAGGAGCAUCGAAGAACGAAAAACAUUCCAUUUGGUUUUACGCCACGAAGCCUCGUCUCCUUCUUCUGGAUCAGAUUUAUCUUUCCGUCGGCAUCAUGGAACGAAGGAUCCUGAAAAUGUGGUGACGACGUGAUAGGCGAAGGCCUUCGAUUAUCGAGACACUAUCAAGUGGUGUGAGCCAUAGUCGUUAGAAAAAGCAAAUCGAAAUAUAUUUUACGUGUCCAGUGACACUCGCUAAGGGCAACGAUCCUUUUUCAUUUAUUACAACGAAACGAAUUUCUGUCCCGAAACGACAGCCGAUCUAUCAAAGCCCCGUUUCGUCUAAUUAACCAGUGACGAGUUUCGUUCGAACCUACAGCUUCCAUUUCGUGGAAUUUUCCGUUUGACAAAUCGAGAAUAUAUUCGACGGGAGAAAGAAAGAGAGCGAGAGAGAGAAAGAGAGAGAGAGCAGCAGACCGUUGUCCUUUCGCGGAGCUUUCAGAUCUUCAAGGAAAAUAAUAACAAAAUGCGUUGCAGCCAAGGUGUGGCGAUGGUAUUCGAAGACGCUUUUGUCGUCUUUUCACGGUUUCUGUCCCUCAAGUCGCGGGGUUGCGCACUCUUGGAAACGCACCGGCAACGCGAAACAACUGGUAUCAAGAAAUUGUAUAACAGCUUCUUCGUAAUGUUCUAAGGAUAGCUCUUCCUUAAGGAAGUUCGGCCCUUCGUAGACGGUGGUCGAGUGAUGCACCGUGUACUUUCAAGAUCCUCGUCGAUCCUGAAGGAAAAAAUCGCGGAGAACGCACAAAAAAGGAGGACGUUUUGGUUAAACGAAAAAAAAAAAAAAAGCAGAAAAAUCAAGUGGAACGAGGGAAACGAAGCGAUAGAAAAGAGAGAAAAGAAAAAGAACUGGGAAAAUUAUCAGCCGCAGGAUGUGUAUUAACGUUUAGAAAAUAGAAAAGAGUAGUCCUCGAGUCCCGGUUGAUCCUGAAAUUUCAUCGUUGAACGAAUGAUCGUUGGUCUUUUAACAAGCUCGGACUUAUAGUCUUCUCUUCCGGAUAGGCUACCAAAGCGUUCUCCAAAGUAUCUUUGAGCACUCGAACAGUAAGGGCGAAUAGAAUCGUGAUUAGGAUCGAAACGGUCGAUAUUCCGAAAGGUAGUGUACCCUGAGAAACAAAUCCCAGUACGAGUGCUUCGAGAUUUCGAGUCGUUGAAUGGAGCUUGAAUUCAUCAUGGACGGCGGUGCAGAUGCUUUGAAUGGAACGAUAUGGUUUCCCAAUACUCCGUCACCACCGUACGAACAGCUGUCCCCGGUUCGUCAAAACAGAUGUGACCCCAUCGCCACUCAGCAUGCAUCAAUGGGAUAUCACAGUCCUCAAAAUUCUUUAUGGCAGGAUAAGUACAACUCACCCAAGGAUUCUCCAGAGGACGAUGUCCAGAUACGUUCCAGCAGCGAAUCACCCCAACAUCUCAGCCCGUCUUCCGAUAACAGUCCCAAUUGCCAGCAGAGCACCCUGAAACGUCGAGCCGGAGAGCCAUUGUCCCAACUUACAGAACUCGAGAAGAAGCAUGCUAGGAGAGACGGAUCUGUCGGGAAUAAUGGUUCUGGACAUGGAUGGUCAACGCAAGUGGAGGAGCUGGCAGAACACCUUGCCGUCGAUUUCGAUGGGUCCCUGUCGGCACUCGCGGCAUCCGAUCUCGCGACAGCCGUUGCCUCCUAUAACAUGAGCGAAGCCCUGCUUGCGCUGCCAUCGUUGACGGUGUUCAAGCAAGAAGCACCAUCGCCGGAAAAUCAGCAAAAUUCCAAUUUAAACCACGUGUCACAGAGAACGAUUAAUUCGGCACCAACGAACAACGCAAACGGCUCCGUCGAGGCUGACAGUAACAACAAUGGGCAGACAACAGCUAGUCUUCAUCAGUUGCUUUACUCCUCGAACGAGGAGUAUCCUCCGACAUCAUCCUCGGGAAAUCACGUUUCCUCCUCUCAACAGGGAAGCGAGCUCAACGAGGAUUGCCGCUUCCAAUACGUGCUUGCCGCUGCCACGAGCAUCGCAACGAAAGUCAACGAAGAGACGCUCACCUACCUGAAUCAGGGGCAAUCGUACGAGAUCAAAUUGAAGAAACUGGGCGAUCUAUCUGCUUAUCGCGGGAAAAUCCUGAAGGGGCAUCCAACCUUUCUGUUUCAGUCCACAAUACGCAUUUGCUUCCACGAGAGGAGACUUCAGUAUACCGAACGGGAACAGAUGCUUGCGUGGCAGCGCGCAAGACCCGGUGAAAGAUUGCUCGAGGUCGAUGUUCCUCUUAGUUAUGGAAUGGUGGACGUUUGUCAACCGUCUCCGUCCAAUAAUAGCGUGGAAUUUAUGUGGGACCCCACCAAGGAAGUCGGCGUUUAUAUAAAGGUGAAUUGUAUUAGCACUGAAUUCACGCCCAAGAAACACGGUGGGGAAAAGGGCGUGCCGUUUCGAAUCCAAGUGGAAACCCGAUUGCCGGGAGGCCCUCGUCUGCACGCUGCUUCUUGCCAGGUGAAAGUCUUCAAGUUGAAAGGAGCCGAUCGUAAACACAAGCAAGAUCGGGACAAAAUACUGCGACGACCGCCACACGAGCAGGACAAGUAUCAGCCAAGCUACGACUGCACGGUUCUCUCCGACAUUCCCCUAGACUCUUUAUCGCCAUCCAAUUUGAUCACGCAAAAUGGAGGGAGCCCUUAUGGUUCGACCGAGGCAAUAUCACCCCAAACCCGCUCUACCAUAAGCGGCAAUACCUCGCCGGUAGUUGCGCCCUUGGCACUUUCGGUUUCCAAUCCUGGUAUCGUCCCACUAGUUCCUGCCUCUGAUGCCGUGAAGGAAAACGUGGGAACAGCACCGGCUCUACCAUCGCCAGCGGCUAUAUUACCAGACCAGUCCUGCAUCGAGGCUGAAGGUCCGUCGUGUGCGGCACAAUUAUCACCUGAUGCAAAUGCGGCGCAAACAACCACGUGGCUCCGAGCUAGCCGCUUCAGCGCAUUCGAGACUACGUUUGCGAGCUUCUCCGCUGCGGAUAUCUUGCGACUCUCUAGAGACGACCUGAUCCAAAUCUGCGGCCUGGCCGAUGGGAUUCGAUUGUUCAACGCGCUGCACUCGAAAGCGCCAACCCCGAAACUCACUCUGUAUUUCUCACUGGAAGACAACGGUUCGCUUUGGAGAGUCGCUUACUUGGACAGCCUUACCAGCAGUGCCUUGAUGAAUAAGUUGUUAAACACCUUAAGUUUGCCUCACGAUCGACUACAUUCUGUACUCUUUCUUGGUCCCCAGGGUAUUCACGUGUUGGUUACCGACGAGCUGGUAGCCAACAUGAAGGACGAGAGCAUGUACUUCGUUGAAACUAUCAAAGAUAACGCGAGCGAACGUUACAAGCUGCUUCUAAAGCCUUCGUUGCGUUCUUAAAAGGUAUAACUAUUGACAAAUUAAUUGCAAAAUUACGUAGUAGGUCUUUUAUGUGUCCUAAAUUUACCAAACGUGUCUGUGAUUCGAUAAGAAAUCCGCUACGUAGUAGGGUGUAAAAAAAAAACGUAUUACGUAACUAGGAAUUUGUCUGUCUGUUCUUUCGGCUUAAAUAACGAUGACAAAUUUUUGUGAAGGAAUACAUUUUAAUUAUUUAUUGACAGACAUGAAUGAUCAGAAACUAUUUGGCUUUUAAUUAAUUUCAUUCAGCUAUUUCGUGCGAUUCGAUGGGAAAAAAGAAAAGGAUUUUUAACAAUGAUAGGGACUUGCUAACAGAAAGAUGUACCCGAGGAAAUAUACCCGUACUCUACAUGCAAUACUCAUUAGAAGUUUCCAGUAUAAUUAUAUUUCAGGAGUAAUCGAUACUUCUAGCGUUAAACGAACAUGUUAUCUUUAACAUUAAAGAGUACAUAUAUAUAUCAGAUUAUAUAUUUUAUAUGUAUUACUUUAGACGAAAAUUUCAAUCAUGAAAGUAAUAU